AACAUUCAUCUAUGGUCUCGAACACAUUUUGUUCUGGGUCACGGUCAGAAGUUAUUCGAUGAGGAUUCUGCCCCGACAGCGAGCUGCCCAAAUCCCGGAAGAAGUUAGCAAUUUCCUUUCGAAAUCACUUCAGACACCCGGAAAUGGAGGACUUGAUCGAAAACCUAGCCACUGAUCUCUCCGUAACAAGCACGCCGUGCUCAUCGAUACCGGCGAGGUUCGAUCUCUUCAAAAAGAAACCCUGCCAUCAGGAAUCGCGCCGAGCUGAGUUCUUGUCCAGACAGAAAGAUAAAAGGUACGAUGCGCUCCAGCAUGCAAGAGAUCUGGCUCAAGGGUUCUUCCCCAAGGGUCAGCCCAGUGAGAAGAUGGAUAGCAGCGAUUCCGAGGAAGGUGUCAAGCCACGGCGUCCUCCGAGAUCUUACCGAGGUCAGCUGAUGCUGUCCGAAUGGUUGCUUGAAGUACCUGAUUUGAAAGAAUAUAUUGUAGUUCCUUGUCCGAAAGGCAAACGGGCGCUCCUUGUAGCCUCUCAGGGGAUUACCAAGCUCUACGCUCGGAAUGGCUUCAACCUGCACACUUUCGUGUCCAAUCUGCCAGGAGGCAGCCUCAACAGCAACCGACAACUGAACUGGAAAGCGAACGACUUUACUAUAUUGGAUGUUGUGUAUAAUGAUAGCGUGAAAACCUGUUACAUAUUGGAUCUCGUCGCUUGGCGAUCGAAGCCCUACUACGAUUCGGACACAUGUUUCCGCUUUUACUGGUUGCGAACACAAUUUACGGAAUGCGCGGAGCAAAUCGCCUCAGCGAAACGAAAAAUUAAACUCGAAAUCGUACCUAGUUUCGAGUGGAACAAGGAUCAGCUUAGCGAGCUCCUACAGGCUGAGAAGCCCCCAUUCGAAGCGGAAAUCGACGGCAUGCUCUUCUAUCACAAGGAUGGCCACUACAUCCCCGGAUGCUGUCCUCUGGUCGGUUGGCUUAAACCCUUCAUGAUCACCGAGGUGUUGGGAAUAGAUGUCCAUCCUAGAUUUUUGGAGGAAAUACCGAGCGGCUAUACUACCCUCAAAGACAAAAUCACAGAGAAAGAGAAAGAACGAUCGAGCGGUUCGCGACCAUGAGGUCUCGGCGAGUCCGCUUCUUUCUGUGGGGUCAACACUGCGUAGCGGAGGUUGAAACCAUGCUGAACAUAUUCAUGUAUAUACUUGUAGGGAUGGGGAAAUCCAUGGAGAGUUAGGAAUGGCUGAUUCAAUCGCUUUAAGGAAACUCGGGUAAAAAGUCACUUGUGAGUCCACCGUUCGG
Molecule: messenger RNA, 1293 nt
Organism: Galendromus occidentalis (western predatory mite)
Lineage: Eukaryota; Metazoa; Arthropoda; Arachnida; Mesostigmata; Phytoseiidae
Gene: Snup
Product: snurportin-1
Exons: 5
Coding region: 144-1112 (322 amino acids)
Biological process (GO): snRNA import into nucleus
Cellular component (GO): nucleus; cytoplasm
Molecular function (GO): protein binding
Source: RefSeq, a predicted model, not a curated record